GAUGCUCCCAGUGUGACCCUGCAGAAUCAGACGGUCAGCCCAAUGGCAGCUCUGGUCCGGGUGGUGAUGGCCUCUGUCCUGGCUCAUUUCAUCCAGCUUCCUGGGGCAAGAUGUGAGAACUGUGCCAACACUGGACAUUGCCUGACCACAGACUGGGUGCAUCUCUGGUAUAUAUGGUUGCUGGUGGUAAUUGGCGCCCUGCUCCUCCUGUGUGGACUGACUUCAGUGUGCUUCCGGUGCUGUCUGAGUCAUCCAGAAAAUGGGGAAGAUGGGGGCCCCCCACCCUACGAAGUGACCGUCAUUGCUUUUGAUCAUGACAGCACUCUCCAGAGCACCAUCACAUCACUGCAGUCUGUGUUUGGCCCCGCGGCUCGGAGAAUCCUGGCAGUGGCUCAUGGACACAGCUCCCUGGGCCAGCUGCCCUCCUCCCUGGACACACUCCCAGGCUAUGAGGAAGCUCUUGGCAUGACCCGCUUCACAGUGGCAAGGUGUGGGCAGAAAGCCCCUGACCUACCUUCAGUGCCAGAGGAAAAGCGCCUGCCUCCCACAGAGAAAGAGUCUCCUCGAAAAGAAUGCCCCUGUCACUGAUGGGAGCUUUGAUCAUAUCCCUAAGUGAGGCAUCCUCAGAGUCUGAGGAAUCAUCAGAUGAAUGGAACUUUAUUUUGCAACACCCAGAAGGUUUUGGAUUCCAUCUAAACAUCACUCUGCUUAGAUGUGUUACCACCCUUCACCCAGAGCAAUAUCCUUUUUCUCAUAUACUAUGUUCUUAUUGGAAUUCUAAUUCUUUAUCCAGUGGCCAAAGUUUGUAACUCGCCUCUACCAUAUUGAUUACUACC
Molecule: messenger RNA, 836 nt
Organism: Nannospalax galili (Upper Galilee mountains blind mole rat)
Lineage: Eukaryota; Metazoa; Chordata; Mammalia; Rodentia; Spalacidae
Gene: Tmem52b
Product: transmembrane protein 52B
Exons: 5
Coding region: 43-588 (181 amino acids)
Source: RefSeq, a predicted model, not a curated record